GGACAUUAUUUCGUGAAAUCGGAAUUUCGGAGGAAUUUUGAAAAAGGAAAAAAAAUAAAAUCCCUAUCAACUAUUUGUUCUUUCCCAUCACGAAAUUUCGACGAGAAAACGAAAAUUACAGCAGAUUGGAAACCAUAUGGAAGAAUCUGCUGCUGAGGAGAAAUCCAACGGUAUAGACGGCAAAGAAUGGCGGGCCCUACUUUCUCCCAUUUGUCGACAGAAAAUCGGUGACCAGAUAAUGGAAACUUUAAAGAAGCGCUUUCCAAUAUCUGGACACGAGGAAUUAGUUCAGCUUCAAAAAAUUGCUGCAAGUUAUGAGGAAGAGAUUUAUAUUGAUGCCACGAGCCUGUCAGAUUACCUGCAGAAAACAUCUAUGAAGAUGCUUACAAUGGAGAAUAAACCUCAGCGUGCUGGUGCAACUAAUUCUUCGCCAUCAAAUUCUGCUGGUGGGAUUGAAAAUCCCUCAGAUCCAGAUAUGGGAAUGCCUGCUGCUCAAGGAGUAUCCAACGGCAUUGUCAGUAAUGAUCUGCAGGCCCUUUUUUUUCCCAAUGCUCGACAGAAGAUCAUUAAUAAGAUAAUGGUGAUGUUAAAGCACUUACCAAUAUCUGGACCCCAGGGAUUACUUGAGCUUGAAAAAAUCGUUGUAAGAUUUGAGGAAAAGAUUUAUAUUAAUGCCAAGAGCCAGAUGAUGAACAACAUUGUUAAUUUGCCACCGUUCGAUGAAGCAACAAAUUCUGUGAAUGCAAUUUGGACUCACGAGCAGGAGAAUUUCUUUAUAGAGCUAAUGGUCUCAAAGAUAAGGGCAAAUCCAAAUAGGCAAACAUUGACCUUCAACAAAGAAGAGUGGAAAGAAAUGCGGAUAGACUUUUACCAUCGAUUUGGGAAGAAGUAUGAUAACAAACAAUUUAAGAACAAACAUCAUCAUUUGAAGCAAAGGUGGAGUUGCUUUAGUAAACUUUUGAAAGAAGCAUCUGGACUGGGGUGGGAUCCAGUCUUGCAAACGGUGACCGCAGAGGAUGGAUGGUGGGAUACAUAUUUGAAGAUAAACCCACAAGCAUCCAAAUUUCGUAAGGCUGGAUGUCCCGAGUAUGAUCAGCUUUGUUUAAUAUUUGGAGACACAACUGCAAGCGGACACCUCCAAGCUUCACACAAGCAUACAUUUGAUAUCAUUGAUGUUGAGUAUGCGGAAGAAGCAAUUGCUAUUGAAGAAAAUUUGGCUAAAAGUGUUCCCUCCACUUCUCUUCCUUCCAAUCCUUUGCCAUUAACUCAAGUUGGAGUAUGUCGCUCUAGACAUCGCUCACGUACACCACCUAGUAUUAGCCGCCGUGGACGGAGGGAGAGCAAUACUAAUGAUCUCUCCAGCAUGAUUAGGUUCGUGGCCGAAGCUACCCACAGGAGGGAAGAUCAGAAGGACAAGUACAGUAUAGAAGCUGUCAUGCAGAUUUUGGAGGAGAUGACUAAUGAGUUGGACGACCGUGUCUACUUUAAAGUCAUUGAGUUGCUCCAGCAACAAGGGUGGAGGGAGACAUUCAUUCUUAUGCCAGAUCAUCGGAGGAGAGCCCUCUUGUUGAGGAUACAAGAGGACUGCAGUUAGAUGUUCUUUUCAUGGUACCAUCUUUUGCUUCUUAGGCAUAGACCUAUUUUAUUUUAGAUGUUAUAACAAUAGAUGGGAUGGAUGCUAUUAACACUCAAUUCACAGCUUGGCAUGGACCUUUUCUGUUUCAAUUGUUUCAUUUUGUUUGGAUGGGUAUUUCUUUUUGUAAAUGGUUUGGAUGUUUUAAAUGUUACAAGUGCAUUAAUGAGAAUGUUUAAAAUUUUAAUUUGGAAUGGUUUUUAUUGUUUCAA
This is a messenger RNA of Magnolia sinica, 1845 nucleotides long. RefSeq lists its product as uncharacterized. The transcript has 7 exons. Gene Ontology annotation, biological process: regulation of DNA-templated transcription. Gene Ontology annotation, molecular function: transcription coregulator activity. Lineage: Eukaryota; Viridiplantae; Streptophyta; Magnoliopsida; Magnoliales; Magnoliaceae. The record is from RefSeq and is a predicted model, not a curated record. Bases 137 to 1594 code for a protein of 485 amino acids.